Molecule: messenger RNA, 483 nt
Organism: Gigantopelta aegis
Lineage: Eukaryota; Metazoa; Mollusca; Gastropoda; Neomphalida; Peltospiridae
Product: ribonuclease H-like
Exons: 1
Coding region: 1-483 (160 amino acids)
Biological process (GO): DNA replication, removal of RNA primer
Molecular function (GO): RNA-DNA hybrid ribonuclease activity; nucleic acid binding
Source: RefSeq, a predicted model, not a curated record
AUGUCUGUCCCACAGUUGGCUUCAGCAGACUCCCAAAACGACCUGGUCAAACGGUCACUGGCAAUGGCUAUGAUCAGUGACCGGUACCCAGAAGAAUCUUGGAUCCAUGCAUACACUGAUGGUUCGUCAACAAAUGCUGUGGCCAAUGGAGGGGCAGGCAUAUUUAUCAAGCUCCCUUCAAGAAAUACCCUAACUGCAAAAGUACCAACCGGCACCCACAGUUCCAACUACAAUGCAGAAACCCAUGCACUUAUUCAGGCUGCUACAAUGAUCAAGGAUGCAAAAGAAGACUGUCAACAAGUUGUCUUCCUCACAGAUGCUCUCUCAGUCCUACAAGCCUUGCAAGGGGAAAAACUUCCUCACCUGAAUGAAGCCAUGCAAGAGGUAGCAAAGGAAAGACGAGUAGCUCUACAGUGGAUCCCAGCACAUUGUGGGAUUCCAGGAAAUGAGGAAGCAGACAGGCUAGCCCAAGCUAGGAGCUAA